Messenger RNA from Arabidopsis lyrata subsp. lyrata, 1316 nucleotides. RefSeq names its product splicing factor U2af large subunit B. Lineage: Eukaryota; Viridiplantae; Streptophyta; Magnoliopsida; Brassicales; Brassicaceae. The transcript has 4 exons. The coding region runs from base 264 to 968 and encodes 234 amino acids. Gene Ontology annotation, molecular function: poly-pyrimidine tract binding; pre-mRNA 3'-splice site binding. The record is from RefSeq and is a predicted model, not a curated record. Gene Ontology annotation, cellular component: U2-type prespliceosome; nuclear speck; U2AF complex. Gene Ontology annotation, biological process: mRNA processing.
UAAUAAUCUUACAUCGGUUUGUUUAAGUAGCUGACCAUAAGUAAUCGGAUUUGAACCCAGUAGGCCCGGUCCGGAAUUAACCGUCUCUGGAAUCGGUAUAAAAAGAAACUUGAUGUUGUAUUUCUUUUUCCUUCUCUGCUCGAGAGAAGAAGGGGAAGAAGAUAUAAACUAGGGUUUCCAAUUUACGCUCUGAAUUUGGUUUUCAAGGCACAAUUCUCAACAUAGAUCACGAUCAAAGAGCCAACCUAAUCCCAACCUCAAACAUGGUGGCUGUUGAAUUGUCGACUACGGGGUCUACCACCGGUGACCUUGUUGAAGGUCCUGACCGGAUUUUUGUUGGCGGGCUUCCCCAUUACUUCACAGAUGCACAAAUCAGGGAGAUUUUGGAGUGUCUUGGUCCUCUACGAGGUUUCAACUUGCUUAAAGACAGACAAACUGGAGACUCCAAGGGAUAUGCCUUCUGUGUUUACCAAGAUCCUUCAGUAACAGAUAUUGCAUGUGCCGCUCUUAACGGGAUUAAGAUUGGUGAUAAGACACUUGCAGUUAGGCGUGCAAUGCAAGGUACGAUUCAACCGAAACCCGAGCAAGAAGAAGUCUUACAACAGAUUGCUCAACAACAGAUUGCCUUGCAGCAGAGACUUAUGUUAGAACCAGGAGGUAUUCCCACUAAGAUUGUUUGUUUGAGUCAAUUGGUUACAAUUGAUAAUCUUAGAAACUAUGAAGAAUAUGCAGACAUAAUGCGACAAGAAGGUGGAAAAUUCGGUAACUUAGUGAAUGUUGUGAUUCCGAGGCCUAAUCCAGAUCAUGGUCCAACACCAGGAGUUGGAAAUGUUUUCUUAGAGUAUGCGGAUGUCGAUGGCUCAUCAAAGGCCAGACUGGAGAUGAAUGGAAGAAUAGUUGGAGGAUACCAAGUGGUGGCUGUGUAUUACCCCGAGGACAAGUAUGCUCAAGGCGACUACGAAGACUGAGCUAUCUAUCAUCUUCUUCUUAAGCUUUUUUACUUUGGUUCUCUUAGCAAACAAAUUUGGAUCUUUAUUUUAAUUUUUUUUUACAUGUUAAGAGCAACCGCAAUGGUAGUUCUUAAAGGGCUCUAACCCAUAGUUUCUUGUAAUAAAAGUUCUUAAGAGAGCCUUACCAUUGCUGUUGCUCUAAGGUCUCUCUCUACUAAAUGGAUGUAUUUGUUUGUCUAGAAUCUGACUGCAAUACUACUUGUCCAGGCACAAUCAAUCAACGUGUGUGUGUUGGUAAUAGUAGUUUUUGGUUUCAUUAAACACUGAAGUUUAUUGUUGUCCUCUUACAGUUUGAAAGACCAAAGC